Messenger RNA from Triticum dicoccoides, 1908 nucleotides. RefSeq lists its product as uncharacterized. The transcript is spliced from 3 exons. Gene Ontology annotation, biological process: RNA processing. The record is from RefSeq and is a predicted model, not a curated record. Bases 249 to 1349 code for a protein of 366 amino acids. Lineage: Eukaryota; Viridiplantae; Streptophyta; Magnoliopsida; Poales; Poaceae.
UCAGAAGCACGCCGCGCCGCCCCCUGCCUGGCGCCGGCCCUGCUCCGGCCUAUCCCCCGCCCCCGCCUCUGCCCAUCUCCGAUCUUUCUCCUGGACGCACGGGCCGCCUCGGCUCUCCACGCGCGCAGUGGGCCGCCUCGAUCCUGCCCCGGACGCGUAGGCGUACGCCGCCCAUUCUCGACCUCUGUUCCUCGCCGACCGACAACUUCCUCUCCCCGUGAGCUGCACCUGUAUCUAAAAAAUUCUACAUGGGGAAGAAGCCGGGCAACGCUGGCCCUUCCUCGGCAUCCAGGCCCAUGAACCAGGCCGUGUCGCUCCGGGAGGAGACCUCUGGGAAGACGCAGGCCGACCCGCCCUCCCUGCUGAGGGUCCAGCACCUGCAGCGGUUGGGGGCGUGGGCGAGCGGGGAGGUGGGAGUUGGCUCGAUCGGGGCCCUGCUAGGCCACCGCCUCGCCACGAAUGCCGAGACGGCCGGGAUCCCUAUAGGCGCCUCCACCUUUCUUUGCCAGAGGUGUGAAUCAAUCUUGCAGCCAGGCUUCAACUGCACAAUCCGCAUAAAGAACAACAAAAAGAAUGGAAAGCGGCGCAAGAAGUCAAAUCCUGGCCAAAACAGUGUUGUCUAUGCAUGCCAUUUCUGUGGAGACAAAAACCUGAUACGGGGUAGUGGAAAGGGUAUCGUGAAGGGCCUGUUGUCAUCAAGAAAACCCGUUAGCACCAGCAUAAUGUUGAAAGGAGUCAAUAUGCCAACAGUAAUAACUACUAAAAAGGGGAUUGAGCAUUCUGUAACAGCAGCCUCGCAACUGGAAUCAUCCAGGUUGAAAACAUCCACUAUUGAAAAGGAUAAACAAGGUAAUGUGCCAAAAUCUAAUCUUCCUGGAGAAUCUAAAAUGGAGAAGAAAGGGGGAGUUUCCUCAAUGGUGGAUUGUGGUCUGUUAGGAGAUAAAUGUAUGAAUGGAAUUGAGCCCGCGGCUUUAAAAAAUACUACAACAUGUGAACCCGAUGUCACUUCCCAAGCAGAAUUUCUAGUUGGGUCAAACUUUGUUACUCCUCGGAAGAGCAAACUGGUGGACGUGACUGUGCCUAUAGCUUCAGAAGAACCAUUGAAGACUAAAAGUACACUGAACAGCAAAGGACAGAAUUGUGGUUCCGUUGCUGGGAAGACCCCUGGAAGUUAUAGCAAGUCAGCUUCGAAUACCAAAUCUGCACCAGGUGAUUCUAGUCAGCCAGCUGGUAGUUCAAGGAAGCGGAAAAGAAAAGGGUGGACUACACUGAAGCAGAUCGCUGAGAAGGAAGAGCUUGAGAGAAAACAGAAGAUGGAUAACUUUGUAAUCCCGUUCUUCAUGCAGUAGAAUAUCUUUUACUGUCAGCACCUGUUGUAAACGUUGGGCUGGAAGAACGGUUACAGUAUUUAGUGAUACUCUUUAGUUAUGUACUUUUGCACCAAUCAUGUUGUAGAAAUAUAAAGUUACGAAGGAGUUCAAAAUUAAACCCAAGGCAGAUACGCUAUCAGUCAAGGGAAUGAAAGUUACGGCUUGAAUAUUCGCCAAUGCGGGUGCGCUUGGCUCGACCUGCCAAGUUGUCAAAGGUAAAGUCAAAUACUCUGUUCGGGUCUUGGCUGAAGGGUUAACAAUCCAGAGUUUGUUCUCUGUAUACUGUUUUUGGGCCACAGCUGCACAAUUUCUCCAGAGUUUGUUCUCUGUGCGCAUUUCCGUUGCUAAUUGAGUAUUCCAUUAUUUGUGUCAGAUACCAUCACAGGGACCAUGCUAUGGAGUAGAGUCCACCACUCUCUGUUAGUAUCUGGUAGCAUCUUCAUACUCAUAUUUUUGGUACUUGUGUAGCUGCUCUGGUAGUAACCUAUGUAGCAUCCAUCUUCAGUUCUUGGAGCAUCUCCUGCUUGAAUCCUGUAAA